AUGGCCCACGCGGCGCCCCCGGACUUCAACUCCAUGAAGGUUGCGGACCUCCGCAGCCUCCUGGCGGACAGGGGCCUCCCGACAACGGGAAAAAAGACAGAGCUGGUUGAGCGGCUCCAGGCUGCUGCUGCUGCUGCUGCUGCUGCUGCUGCGUCUCCCAGCAGCAGCAUGGCGCAGGGGGGCCCCUCGGCGGGGCCCCCGUCAAUGGCAGCAGCAGCAGCACCAGCAGAUGCUGCUGCUGCUGCUGCUGCUGCUGCUGCAGAGGAGGAGGAGGCCUCAGCUGCUUCUACAAAGCUAGGCGGCAGCUCGGCUUCUGCUGUCUCCUCGCCAGCAGCAGCAGCAGCUGCUGCUGCUGCAGCACGAACUGCAGCAGUGUCUAUACGGCCCGACAUGACAGAGGAGGAAAAACUGGCGGCUCGUAAAGCCAAAUUCGGCAUAAAAAGCGACCAAGAGAAAAUGAUGGAGAGGGCUCGGCGGUUUGGCCUCAGCGACGCCUCACUGGAAGAGGAAAAGAAAAAGAAGAGAGCCGAGAGAUUCGGCUUGGCGGUGACCUCCCCGGCCGGCGCUUCAGCGGCUUCCGGAGUCGACGCAGACGAGGCGGAAAAGCGCCGCAAGCGGGCCGAGCGGUUUGGCCUCGUGGACGAGGUGGGCGGGACUUAG
Eimeria necatrix is the source of this 660-nucleotide messenger RNA. Its product is annotated as mitochondrial carrier domain-containing protein, putative. The record is from RefSeq and is a predicted model, not a curated record. The transcript has 6 exons. Gene Ontology annotation, cellular component: nucleus. Lineage: Eukaryota; Apicomplexa; Conoidasida; Eucoccidiorida; Eimeriidae. Gene Ontology annotation, biological process: poly(A)+ mRNA export from nucleus. Bases 1 to 660 code for a protein of 219 amino acids.